AAAAUUAGAUUCAUAUCGGCCUUCUAUAGUGCUGGACCCGAGCAGUUAGCAGCCAUGCCUUCCCAACUAGAGACUGCCAUGGAAUCCCUCAUAAUGGUAUUCCACCGGUACGCUGGAAAAGAGGGCAGGAGCGGCACCCUGACCCGCCGUGAGCUCAGACUCCUGAUGGAGAACGAGCUCUCUGGGUUUCUCAAGUCUCAGAAGGAUCCAACCACCAUAGACCGAAUCAUGAAGGACUUGGAUGCCAAUGGGGAUGGAGAGGUGAACUUUGAGGAGUUUGUGUCUUUGGUUGUGGGUUUGUCCAUCGCCUGUGAGGCCUGCUACAGGACGCAGUUAACGAACACACAAAGCUGGAACCUAUGAGUUUGUGUUGAUGCGUGUACGGCAGUAUCCAAUGAAAAACCAUUAAAACAUUUGCUGCAAGGUUAAAGUACAGUGGGUGUGUAUGACGGGACUUAACGCUCUUUGGCCUACAAACAGUAUUCUUUGAGCUUUAAACAUGUCUGUGCUAAAAGCUAAAUGUUUUUGUUUAAAAUAAAGCUUUCUAAAGUC
Messenger RNA from Rhinichthys klamathensis goyatoka, 552 nucleotides. RefSeq names its product S100 calcium binding protein A10a (gene s100a10a). The transcript is spliced from 2 exons. NCBI's taxonomy places the organism in Eukaryota, Metazoa, Chordata, Actinopteri, Cypriniformes, Leuciscidae. The record is from RefSeq and is a predicted model, not a curated record. The coding region runs from base 55 to 363 and encodes 102 amino acids. Gene Ontology annotation, cellular component: cytoplasm. Gene Ontology annotation, molecular function: calcium ion binding.